This is a messenger RNA of Trichomycterus rosablanca, 2961 nucleotides long. It is a transcript of the gene nudt3b, whose product is annotated as nudix (nucleoside diphosphate linked moiety X)-type motif 3b. NCBI's taxonomy places the organism in Eukaryota, Metazoa, Chordata, Actinopteri, Siluriformes, Trichomycteridae. Gene Ontology annotation, cellular component: cytoplasm; nucleus. Bases 166 to 702 code for a protein of 178 amino acids. Gene Ontology annotation, biological process: adenosine 5'-(hexahydrogen pentaphosphate) catabolic process; diadenosine hexaphosphate catabolic process; diphosphoinositol polyphosphate metabolic process. The transcript is spliced from 5 exons. The record is from RefSeq and is a predicted model, not a curated record. Gene Ontology annotation, molecular function: bis(5'-adenosyl)-pentaphosphatase activity; endopolyphosphatase activity; bis(5'-adenosyl)-hexaphosphatase activity.
GCGUCUAUGGCUGAGAUGCGCUUGGCUUUGGGAAAAUGAAGCGUAGGAGAACUUAUUUCUUUUAGUCAAAACGCGGGGUUUCCAUUCGUGAACUUUGCGUCCGAGGCUGUGUCACUUACCGGAGGUUCGAGCUUUGAUUUUUUGGCUAGCUUUCACCGGGCAGACAUGAUGAAGCUCAAGUCGAACCAGACUCGCACGUACGAUGGAGACGGCUAUAAGAAGCGGGCCGCCUGCCUGUGCUUCAGGAGCGAAACGGAGGAGGAGGUGUUGUUGGUGAGUAGUAGCCGGCAUCCAGACAAAUGGAUUGUACCGGGAGGAGGAAUGGAGCCAGAGGAGGAGCCCAACGUUGCUGCUGUUCGAGAAGUGUGUGAAGAGGCUGGUGUCAAGGGCACUUUAGGAAGACUCGUAGGAAUAUUUGAGAACCGGGACAGGAAACACAGGACGUAUGUGUAUGUUCUUAUUGUAAAAGAAGUCCUGGAGGACUGGGAGGAUUCUGUAAACAUUGGGAGAAAAAGGGAAUGGUUUAAAAUAGACGAUGCCAUACAAGUGUUGCAGUGUCACAAGCCUGUUCAGGCCACCUACUUCGGGGCUCUACAAGAUAGCUGCCUGACCAGCAAUGGCACGCCUCUAGUGGCCACGAUAGGCGGAGACCUCUCACCCACCUACAACAUUAAUCAGAGCUCCGUUUCUGACAUCAGAUAACUAAUACACAACACUGACACUCCGGAUGCUUCCCCCACCACUCUUGCUCUUAUUCUUUCAGUAUUUUUUUCUCCCUCCCUUUCUCUCUCUCUCUCACUCUCUUUCUCUCUAUAUCUCUAUCUAUCUAUCUCUCUUUCAAUCUGGCUUUCUCUUUACCUUUUCUCUUAUAAACAAAUGGUUUGCCUUGCCAAUCUUUUUUUUGAGCGCCAGAAAAAUGGCACAAACUUGACAGUGUUUGGUAAAUAUUCAAAAAGUUUUGUAAAUGUAAAUUUAAUGUUAAUGUCUCUCUUUACUCUAUUUUCUCCUCCCCUUACAAAUGGACAAUUGCAUGAAAUUCCCACCUGGUCAUUUUCCCUUUAGUGCCCUCUACGUGACCCAAGUGUGUGGUUAAAUGAAUGCAAGAACUACUUUUUAUUGUUGUGAUGUAAAUACAUGUAGCCUAGUGCUUUCGCUUCAGGCUUUCAAUAUUUUUUACGCAUUUAUUUUUUUCUGGGCGUGAGAGCAAGCGAGCAUGCAAAUUUGUGAGUGAUUGUGUGUAUGUAUGAUUUCGGGACACUUACACCCCGCCCCUUGCCCAACCCCAGUUGAGAAGGAGCCGCUUAUCUGCCUAAAUGGAUAGAAAUAUAAGAAGUCAGUCCUUUUGCAUGAGCACUGAUAUUUAUUCGUCUUACAGUGUUGAAUGAUCUGCUGAAUGUUCAACAUGUAUUUGGGGGUCAGUAGUUUUUUUGAGUGGUCUUUUUCCCCUCAUUUUUGCCUCUUUUGCCAAAUGUUAUGGGCUAAAAAAAUACAUACUUAAAUUUAUUACAUUUUUCCCCCGAUAAAAUAAAAGUAUUUACAUGGAAUAGCCCAAAAAUGAAAACAAGGUUACCCAAGGGUGGACAAAUCGAAAUCUUAAAAAUCUAGUCAUUGGAUAACUGAAUCCUCUAAUAUGCACACCCAUGAUUUAAUUUGUCCAAAAACAGAUUAAAAUACGAAUGUAGAGUUAGCUCAUAAACGGUGGCUGUUGGUUAAGUAAAAAUCGAAUAAAAUUAAAAACCAUAACGAGAUAAUCGAAUAGGCUUAAUAUGGCUUAUACAUGUUUUAAUAGUGAUUGCUUAAUAAUCUCAAUAACAAUCGUAAAUUAAUGUUUUUCUCUCAUCUUACAUUGCACAUUGACCACUUCAUAAAUCAUUUAGAUUUUGGUCUUCAAAUGAUUAAACUCAAUCAGGUGAGUCUCUUGCAUGCCUAAUAAACCUGAUGCCUAAUUGGUCAUUUGUGGUACUCUAUACUGACACACAUUUCAAACUCAGGGAACAGAGCACUCAUAUAUAAACACAUAAUGCCCAGUGAUAUUUAAGAAAAUAGGAAAUCUUAUGAUAAAUCUUAUGAUUUCUUUAUUAUUAUUACAAAUGUAUGUGAGAGUCAAGUGGCCAAUUUAAUGAGAGAUCAAAUAUCAAGCACUGCCUGGAAAUGAGAGUAUUGAAGUACAUGAACCAAGUAUGGAAAAUACACAUUAAAUUCAGAUAAGUUGGGACAGUAUGUAACACCUGUAUUCAUUUAAAAAUAGUAAAAAAAAAAAAAAAAAUGUCAAAUGUAUUGACAAUAUAGUUUCGCCAUUUCUUAGUUUUUUUGUCUUUUUUUUUUUUUGUAAAUAUAUGCUACUUCCACUUUUAUUGCCUGCAAUACAUUGCCAAAAAUUUGGGACAGGAUCAUUUUAACGUAUCACAUUACAGUUUUUUAAUGUUGAAAUUAACAUGUAUGAUGUCUAGCAGGAAGCAUGUUAUAUUAUUCAUGGUAAUGGUUCCCCAACAGACGUUUGAGUCACCCAGAGAAGCCAAGAAGAGUUCACGCCAUGUCUAGAUGUUUUUGACAUUUGACUACUAUAUUAUGCACAGUUGCAGUCAAAACACAUUGCGUUUGUAAUUGGGGUGGCACGCUGGCUCAGUAGGUAGCACUGUCACCUCACAGCAAGAAGGUCCUGGGAUCGAUCCCCAGGUGCGGUGGUCCGGGUCCUUUCUGUGUGGAGUUUGCAUGUUCUCCCCGUGUCCGCAUAGGUUUCCUCCGGGUGCUCCGGUUUCUUCCCACAGUCCAAAGACAUGCAAGUGAGGGGAAUUGGAGAUACAAAAUUGUCCAUGACUGUUUGAUAUAACCUUGUGAACUGAUGAAUCUUGUGUAAUGAGUAACUACCGUUCCUGUCAUGAAUGUAACCAAAGUGUAAAACAUGACGUUAAAAUCCUAAUAAACAAACAAUAAACAAACAUUUGUCAUUGCAGUGACGAA